AUGUCAGCCACAGUGGCCUUGCCUACUGUGCAAAUCAAUGUCAACUACAAUGACAUCAAAAACCAGGUGCGGGAUUUCUUCACCCACUUCAAGGCGUCGGUAUCUGAAGAUGCGAUGGACUUGGACGAAAUGACCACGGGCGUGAAAUACUUGGAUCUCAUGCAGAAGAUUGCAAACCGUGAAAUCUCCACUCUUCAUGUGGAACUCGACGAUAUCAAGCUGUACCAGGAAAACCAGUUCUUUGGUUCGCAGCCACUGGCCAACGAUUUGGUGAGUCAGGUCCAGAAAAACGCCUAUCACUACGUGGAGUUGUUCAGUAGCGUGGUGGACGAAUUGAUGCCGGAACCCACCAAAGACAUCUCCUACAAAGACGAUGUUUUGGACGUGAUUUUGCACCAGCGGAAGUUGCGAAACUUGCGUGUGUCGCAGGAAAACGCCGAUCAGAUCGACAAUUUGCGGACUGGCUUUGGCGAAAGUAGCAACCCGGACACCCAGGACUCGCAGGCCGGGGACUUGUUGGCGGAGAACUUGUUCCCGGCAAAAUUGACCAGAAGGUACCAUUUGUACUUCAAGCCCUUGUCUUCUGCAACUAAGGCCUUUGCCGUGAGGCAGGUGAAGGGUUCCCACGUGGGCAAGUACAUCACCGUGAGAGGCAUUGUGACCAAGGUGUCAGACGUGAAGCCCUCAGUGCUAGUCAACGCGUACACAUGCGACAAGUGUGGGUACGAGAUCUUCCAGGAAGUCAACUCCAAGGUGUUCCAGCCCCUCACGGAGUGCACCUCUGCGCCGUGCAAGACGGACAACCAGCGGGGUCAGCUUUUCAUGUCGACGCGGGCGUCCAAAUUCCUGCUGUUCCAGGAGGUCAAGAUCCAAGAAAUGGCCAACCAGGUGCCCGUGGGCCACAUCCCGCGGAUGCUCACAAUUCACGUGGAGGGCGACCUUGUGCGGUGCAUGAACCCUGGCGAUAUCGUGGAUGUGUCGGGAAUCUUUUUGCCAUCGCCGUACACCGGGUUCCGGGCUCUUCGGGCCGGGCUUUUGACCGAGACGUUCUUGGAGGCGCAGUACGUUCGCCAGCACAAGAAGCAGUACGAGUCGCUUGAACUCACGGACGAGGUGAAGCAGAAGAUCUCCAAGUUGCAUAACGAGGGCGGCAUCUACAACCGGCUCGCGGAGUCGAUUGCGCCGGAAAUCUACGGCCACUUGGACGUCAAGAAGAUCUUGCUUCUUCUCUUGUGCGGAGGUGUCACCAAGGAAAUCGGCGACGGCAUGCGUAUUCGUGGCGACAUCAACGUGUGUCUUAUGGGAGACCCCGGUGUCGCCAAGUCGCAGAUGCUCAAGGCCAUCAACAGAAUUGCGCCGCGGUCGGUCUACACAACGGGCCGCGGGUCAUCCGGAGUGGGUUUGACGGCUGCGGUCAUGCGGGACCCCGUGACCGACGAGAUGGUUCUUGAGGGAGGAGCGCUUGUUUUGGCCGAUAACGGUAUCUGCUGCAUCGACGAGUUUGACAAGAUGGAGGAGAGCGACAGGACCGCGAUCCACGAGGUCAUGGAGCAGCAGACCAUCUCGAUUUCCAAGGCCGGAAUCAACACCACGUUGAACGCCCGAACGUCGAUUUUGGCGGCGGCAAACCCGUUGUAUGGCCGCUACAACCCGCGGUUGUCGCCCCAUGAGAACAUCAACCUCCCUGCUGCGCUUUUGUCGCGUUUUGACAUCAUGUUCUUGAUGUUGGAUCACGCCAGCGAGGCGGGCGACGAGCAGUUGGCCCGCCACGUGACGUAUGUGCACCAGCACAACCACCAGCCACCAAUGGAGUAUACGCCACUCGACCCACAGACGAUCCGCCAGUACAUUUCCAUUGCUCGCACGUUCCGGCCCGUGGUGCCGAAGGACGUGGGGGAAUACGUGACGCAGUCGUACAUCAACAUGAGGAAGGAGUCGCAGAGAAACCAGGACUCUGCGCGGAUGUUUGUUCACAUCACGCCUCGUACUUUGUUGGGCAUUUUGCGUCUUUCGCAGGCAUUGGCACGCAUCCGGUUCGGCGACACCGUCACCAGGAACGACGUGGACGAGGCCUUGCGUCUUCUCCAGGUGUCCAAGCUGUCGAUGGAGUCGCGUGAGCAAGAAAGAGAGGACCCCACGUCGCAGAUCAUGGGCCACAUUCGCCACACUGUGACAGAGCAGCAGACAAACCAACUCGACAUGGCAAGCUUGAGAGAACGAGUCUUUGCGAAGGGCUACACUGCUGAGCAAUUCGAGACCUGUAUCGGCGAAUAUGAGGCCGUCGGUCUUUUCCAGCUUGUGGACGGGGGAGAAAGCUUGAUGAUUUUGGAUCAAGAAAUAUAG
This is a messenger RNA of Metschnikowia bicuspidata var. bicuspidata NRRL YB-4993, 2343 nucleotides long. RefSeq names its product DNA replication licensing factor MCM7 (gene CDC47). Gene Ontology annotation, biological process: DNA strand elongation involved in DNA replication; DNA replication; double-strand break repair via break-induced replication. Gene Ontology annotation, molecular function: ATP hydrolysis activity; ATP binding; single-stranded DNA binding. The transcript has a single exon. The record is from RefSeq and is a predicted model, not a curated record. Gene Ontology annotation, cellular component: nucleus; MCM complex. Bases 1 to 2343 code for a protein of 780 amino acids. NCBI's taxonomy places the organism in Eukaryota, Fungi, Ascomycota, Pichiomycetes, Serinales, Metschnikowiaceae.